AUGGAUCCUCCACUGCACUCUCGGGAGAUGCACACAGCGGGGAGAUGCACUGAACUCCGCCGAUGCACAGAAUCCGAGUUUGGCUCAAGAUCCGCGGAUUCAGCGCCAAGCAUGCCAUGGCCACGGGCCAUGAUGAGAGGCGGCCAUGUCAGGGUACUCCGACAAGCCUUGCAGGCCAUUCGAAGGUUUUCCAGUGAUGAGACAUCCUCUUUGUCCUCUCUUGCCCAGUACCAUGACAAGAUUCUACGUUGCGCCAAGGCGGGAGAUGCCGAGCGAGCGGAAUCGUGGUUUAGCAAGAUGACUGAUGCGGAUUUUCGGCCCGAUCUUCAGGCCUACAACAUAUUGAUGAGUGCAUAUGCAGCUGGUGGAGACAUGGACGGCACUGACGAGGUGCUACGAUCGAUGCAGGAAGUGCAAUGCACGCCCGAUGCAUACACGUUUUCGACGGCGAUUCAGUCCUGUGCGCCUUCGGGAGAUAUUUCCCACGCAGAGGAGCACCUUCGCAACAUGCAGCUGCUGGGAAUUCCACUGACCGAACCUGUGUGCAAUGCCAAGAUCGCAGUUCAUGCGUCUGCUGGAGAUGUGGAAGGGGCGAAGCAGGCGUUAAAGGACAUGGUGAGGAAGGGAGUUCCACCGGGCACCAUCAGCUUCAAUUCGGCGAUCGCGACAGCUGUGAAGGCAGGCAACGCAGACGCAGCCACCCAGUUGGCAGAAGAGAUGAAGCAGUCAGGUCUGCCUUUGGACAUCGCCACCUAUACAUCAAUGGUGAACUUGAGCGCCAUCAAGGGCAACAUGGACGAGGCCGAGAAGUGGAUCGAAGUGCUCAAGGAGGAAGAGAUGUUGAGUCCAGCUCCCUUCAAUUGCUUGAUGGCCGGCUACGGAAAGGAAGGGAAUCUGGAGGCAGCGGAAGGUGUCCUGAUGCGGAUGAGGAAUUGCUCUGUGUCGCCCAAUCUUGAAAGCUACAACACCCUGACCAAAGUCUAUGCGCAGGCAGACAAAAUGAGUAUGGCUGUGAAGACCAUGUCUCAAAUGCGAGGACAGAAGAUUUCGCCUGAUGUCAUCACGUAUACUUCCGUGAUCGGUGGUUUUGCUGCCACUGGCAAGAUGAAAUUGGUGGAGGAGUGGCUGGAGAACAUGCAGCAGACCUCUGUGUCUCCGAAUCAAGUCACCUUCAGCACCAUUUUGCGAAGCUGCGAAAAGGACCAUUCUGUGGCUCUGGCUGGACACUUUCUGAAGAAGAUGCAGGAGAUGGAUGUGGAGCCAAACCGAGCGAUUUUUAAUACUCUGCUGAACUUGUAUGCCUCUGCCCGGCAGCUUGCUCUGGCAGAAGGCAUUUUCAAAGAAAUGGUUCGCAAAGCAGAGAUGCCGGACCUUCUGGCGUUCGGAGCCUUGGUGAAAGCAGCCGCGCGGAUUCCGGACAUGCAACGCUCCCUUCUUUGGAUGGAAAGGGCGAGGAAUGCAGCUUUGUCGCCAGAUGCGCGGAUGUUCUACUCCUUGCUUUCCUCCUGUGCACAAGUAGGAGAUCUGCCUGCGAUUCAUCAAGUGCUAGGGAAUAUGAAAGCUCAAGGUCUUCCGGAGGAUGUGGUGACUUGUGCUGCAGUGGUCAGAGCUUGUGGCAAUGCCCACGAUCUAAAAGAGGCUGAAAAGACACUGGAACGAUUGGAGACCAUCAAGCCAAAUGAGUACACCGUCAAUGCCAUGAUGACCGCAUGUGCAAGCACCAAGUUCCCCACCAAGGCCGAGUACUGGUUUUCACGCUUGGCCAGAAAGGGAGCCCACAUAGAGGUUGUCGGAUUCAACAGUUUGAUGGCCAAUUGGAAGGAAGACAGCAUGCGUAUGCAGCACUGGCUGAUGCGAAUGAGGAGUGUUGAUGUAUCCCCAGAUGUCAUCACUUUCAACGGGCUUCUAAAUUCAGCUGCUAUUGUGUGUGAUGCAGGCUUUGCAAAAAGACUUUGGUCCGACAUGGAGGAGAUUGGCAAACCAACUCUUGGAAGCUACCGGGCUUUUGCGAAAGCUCUAGCACGAGAGGGACAUGUUCAAGAAUUAGCUGCACUGCUUGGCCGCAUGGAGAAAUCCAAGUUUAGCUCAGAUGUCUUCUGCAUGCGUGCACUCUUGACUGCUUGUGCUGCUGCCAAGUCCAAAGAGGCCGCCCAAAUGGCGGAGGAGCUCUUCCGGCAACACCGCGCCACCUUUGCCAAGGACUCCUAUGCUCGCCAGGCACUGCGACUGGCCACUGGCAACAAAUAUGCUAAAUUGGCCAAGGAGUUUAAGCUGGAGAUCAAAAGCGAGCAAGACACGACUGGGCCCGGGCUUUUCUUGCAAGAUGAGAAGCAAUCGAGAAGCACUGUGGACUUUGUAUUGCAGAAUCGGACUCAACAUGUGAGCAGAGGACAGGCGGAGGAGACGCGCAGACAGAUGAGAUCGCAGAAGGUGAGAUUUGAGACUGUCCAAAAGUCAACUGGGCCAACAGAGCCGUCAGAAGUACCUGAGCCUGAGGAUUCUGAAGAUACCUCAGAUGCAUCUGGUUCAUUUGUGCUUACCUCUUCAGAGCCCUUGCUCCGCACCUUGAGCCUGGAGAGUCGCGAUGUGAGGCGCCGCAGCUCCGCCAGGCUGCGGCUGAAGCAUUGA
This is a messenger RNA of Durusdinium trenchii, 2628 nucleotides long. NCBI's taxonomy places the organism in Eukaryota, Dinophyceae, Suessiales, Symbiodiniaceae. The record is from the annotation of a GenBank genome assembly.